Onychostoma macrolepis is the source of this 6353-nucleotide messenger RNA. RefSeq names its product flavin-containing monooxygenase 5-like. The transcript has 12 exons. The record is from RefSeq and is a predicted model, not a curated record. Gene Ontology annotation, molecular function: NADP binding; N,N-dimethylaniline monooxygenase activity; flavin adenine dinucleotide binding. Bases 4299 to 5987 code for a protein of 562 amino acids. NCBI's taxonomy places the organism in Eukaryota, Metazoa, Chordata, Actinopteri, Cypriniformes, Cyprinidae.
UCUUCAUAUUACUUUGAAGUGAUCAUCUCCCAUGAUUUUUUGCCUCACUGCUUCACGCUUGGUAAGCCACAAUACAACAAAUCUAACAUUGACACUAAUGUAUUUUUGGCUGGCAUUUACUAGUUUAUAUUACUUUAAUUCGUUGUCGUUUACUUAAUAUUAUAUUUUAAAAUGUGCACUUGAAAGUGUACUCGCUUUAAGUAUAACGUACAAUACAGCCUUUUACUUCAUUAAUAUAGCCCAAAGCCUAUUAUCUGCAAGUACACUGCAGGUGCACAUUCGGUACAAUUAAUUACCCUUUUUUUGACAAGGGAACCUACGCAUAAUGCAACAUAGUGGUCCGUUAUUGUUCUUAUGUAAUAGUUUGUGUAAACGCACUACGCAGUAGAUUCAUCGUGCAGUCCACUUGAAAUACUUUGUCAUCAUUAGUGUACCAAAUAUGGAAAUGUAUAGUGAAAUCUUCCGCAAUCCAUUUGGAUAUAUUAUCAGAUAACGUUUUAAAGGGUUUUAAUUUAAAAAUGGUUUAAUAAUCUUUUGUCACGGUUUAAAGAAGAACACUUAUUUUGAUUUGUUGACUAAUUAAACCACAUUAUUUAUUUAUUUAUUCAUUCAUUCAUUCAUUUUUUUUUUUUUUUUAAACUGUGAUCAUGUGAUUUCAAUUUUUAUUUUAUUUUUUCCAGAUACCAGAUUAAGUAAGGGAAAAUGCACAUCCAAUCGGUUGGAUGUCCCGAUCAAGCCCGACUAAGUUUUCUCAGUGUGUUCAGCGCCGUCGCCUGAAGUUGGUCUUUGUCGGCUUUUUUUUCGGCCGAUUCGACAUGCUCGUCGAUCUGAUCAUUCUGAUUGGCUGUUCAGCUGGCGAACCAGUGCACGAGAAAGGUGCAGAACGAACGUGCUACUUGGCCGUCGGGUGUCGAGCGUUGGCUUGGUGUGUUCUGGGGCCGGGCUUUACGAAAAUUAUGCUGCCUUCAUGUGCUAUCGGAAUUAUUGUAAAUACAAGUUUCCUAAUCGAAAUUGGACGUGAACGGCCUCUCAAGUCGUAUUUACUACUGGGAAAUUCGGAAAUAAUUUUGAGACCCGAGUUUCCAAGCGGGUCAUAAACUUUAAACAUGGUGGAGAGAACAACCAUUGCAGCUUUCAAUGCUGUUCUCACAACAGCUAAAGUAGUGUAUUUAUAGGCUAGAUAUGAACGAUCAAUCGAAGCAUAUUGUAUGUUUUAUAAGCAGUGAAAUAAGCAUGUAUUUGACCGAAAUUCCAGAAUUGUCAGCGAACUACAUGUAUAGUGCGGUGAAUGCUUAUAUGAUUGUCAACCAAUGGGAUGCUACAUUUUAUUCUUUCCGACAUUAAAGCACUUGAAUACGUCAAGCUCGUAAUCAUGACUUCAUAAGUGGGAAAUAGGAAAUUUCCGAUAGCACGUGAAGGCAGCAUUAAUCACGGUUCCCCUUCUAGGGAACUCCACGCUGCGCCCCUAGGGGGCACUAUGGGGAAUGCAGCCUGCAUGACCGGUGUCUGAAGCACAUGUGAAACAACGCCAGUCUAUUGGCCCACAUGGCCCAUGAUGUCAUAGUGCCCGGAAGUAUAAGAGGGCACUAUGAAGUGCGUGUGAGAGACCAAGGCAGGUGAGCGGUGUGGAAAGUGUGUGCCUCCGUUCCAGAGGUUUCUGGCAUUUGAGGACACAAUCUAUCUGUCAUGUGUCUUGGUCAGGAGCUUGCGUGUUCAGUGCUCGAGGGCGCUGAACGCGCUCAUUGUGAGUGUUAUCCAAUGAGAAGCUCUAUUUGCGUUUGUCCCUCUCCUCGAGAGAUGAGUGACAAGUGUUUGCGUCUUGUGGUUCGGGUCCCAUUGUUGCCGAGGCACGGCGAAGACUCAGAUCGUGCGAUUCGCGGGUUUAAGACACUCUUUUUGGGUUAUCAGAUCCCGCGCUUUAGGGGAUGUGUGCCUCCGUGUUUGGAUCCUAAAACUCGAGGGCAUGUUCUGCUUUCACGUUUGUCUCGGCUAAGAGCACGCGCGUUCAGAGUUACGUGCGCAUCGUGAUGAGUCACGGUGUCUAGGCUCCGCUCGCGUUUGUUCCUAUUCCCGAGGGAUGCGGAACAAAGCGUUUGUGUCUCGCGGUGCGAUUCCACCAUUGCUGCGGCACAGUUUCUCACCUCGCGGUCAUGAUCUGCAAGAUCCACACACCCUCUCUAAACGGGUUGUUGGAUACUAUUGGGUUGUUAUGACGAUGAGUCGUUUCAGCCCUGAUCCUGCUGGGAGCCAUGUUCUAGCCUGGCUCCUUAAAUAGGUUGGGUUCCCCUUGGCACAAGUUUUCCCAAUUAAGCGCUUAAGUCUUUGUCUAGGAAUCUGCUAUUCGAGGAUAGCUGUGUUCCAGCUUGGAGACUGCUUCCCUUUUAUUUAUUUAUUUAUUUUUUCUAAUUUUUUUAGGGUUUUUAAAAUGGUGGUCUCCGUGAGCCCCUUGCAUGGACUGUGCUGUCUCCCCUUCGGGGUUUUACAUAGAUGGCCCACUUCCAUGGUCUGGGCUAUCUUCAGCCUUAUCUGAGUGAACUGCUAUUUGAGGAUAGCUGUGUCCAGCCCUCUAGUGUUAUGGCCCUAUAGUGUUACAUCAGGCUUUGAUCACUGACUAUGAUGUUUAUGUGUUCGCUCUUUAGCGAAUCAUUUACUGAGGGUCCGGAUCUCCCUCUUGUGAGCUCCAGGUCAAUAACACGAUGCUUCGCUAGCCUAAUGUGGGACUGACAUGGAUUGGGGACCUCCUCAGUAUAACCAUCUGAGGGUGGUUAUAUUCCAGCCAUUAUGGCAGGUUGGGCUUACUUGAAUACAGCUAUCUGAGGCUAGCUGUCUUCUACUGCAGUUACGGUGAACCCUCUUAUGGAGUGGUCCCCUUUCCUAGAGCCUAGUUAUCUGAGGAUAGCUAUGUGCUAGCUCAGUGAUCGUUCCCCUGCUUAGGGUUUUAAGUAGCGGUCUCUUGAGCCCUUACCUACACAGUGCUGUCUCACCUCUUGGGUCAAAAGUAAACAGCCCACUCUUUGUGGUCUGGGUAGUUUCAGUCGGUCCCUCUUCCGGUAGCCCUUCCUAUAGUACAUAGCUAUCUGAGGAUAUCUAUGUGCUAGCUCAGUGACUGCUCCCCUUCUUAGGGUCUUUAAGUAGCGGUCUCCUUGAGCCUUUGCCAACACAAUGCUAUCUCCCCUGCUAGGGUUGUAAGUAGAUGGCCCACUCUCUGUGGUCUAGGCAGCUCUGUAGACAGUGACAUGCCAUUUCGUUUUAUUUCUGUAUUGUUGUAAGUAAAAUAUCGCAUUUAUACCAUAAUCGCUUAAUUAUGUUAAUCGACUAACCUUCGCGUCAAAACUGCUCGUCAAAACCACCUUUUUACUACGGAGGAGACGAUUCGCUAGCAAGAUUCCUGAGGUAAGAUGUAGUUGAAAUCAUAUUUUGCUUACAUUUAUUAAUAAAAGCAAUGUUUCCUGCUGCUGUUGUUUUAAUACUGUUUUAAACGUGCGGUCACAGCAAAAUUUUGUGGGCAAAACCCAGUCAUUGUCAAUAACAUGAGUUAGCACAUUAGUCACGUAACUUUACUGUAAACCAAGCAGCUUUCUGUUGGUUAGCGCGGCGAAAACGCGUUGAAAACUGAUUUCAAAGAGACAAUCUUUUCUCACUUUCACUCGAAAUUCCCGAGAGAGAAGACACCUUUACAAAUGGCUGAAUUUAGAAAAGCGAAAUUUCGCCAAACAGUGGUAAAUAUGACCGCACUUUUAGACAUUUUUUUUGUCAAUAAAGAAAUGGUGCUAGCAAUGCUCUUUAUUUAUUAUGUCUAAAGUAUUUAAAAGUUUGCAGAAAUGAUUAGCAAUAUGUUAUAAGUGCUUUGGAGCCACUGGUUCAGACCAGGUUACAAUCUAAAUUUGCUAACAUUAUAUCAAAUAAGUGAUGUCUAACAUUAUGUUUAUUACACAGCAAAUGAACCAAUCAGAAGAUGGACCAUUUUCUAUGUUCACCAUUCAGAAGACUCUCUGCCAUUGCAGUCCCACAUGACCAGGAAGGUACCUAACAUCAGCACACAGACAGCUACCCCUUCACUGAAGACAAGCUGAAGGCUAAAUCCUCAAUUGGAGUCUUUCUCUCUAUGGAUCUCAGCAUUUUUGGACAGAAUUUAGGAUAUUGUUGGAACCAGGGAUCUCCACUGAAGGACUGAGUACAUUUGUGUUUGUGGACAUGCAUUCAGACCAGGGAGCAUUCUGAUGUUGGCAAAGUUCUGAGCAGGAUCCAGUCUUCGGAGAAGUUCAUUUAUUCCCAAAGAUUGUUGGUUCGGGAUCAUCAUGGCUAAACGUAUUGCUGUGAUUGGAGGAGGAACUUCUGGUCUGGCCUGCAUCAAAUGCUGCCUGGAUGAAGGUCUGGAGCCAGUGUGUUUCGAGACCAGUGAUGACAUUGGAGGACUCUGGAGGUUUAAGGAAAAUCCAGAUCCAGAUCGUGCUAGCAUUUAUUACUCACUCAUUAUCAACACAUCAAAGGAGAUGAUGUGCUACAGUGAUUUCCCCAUUCCUGCUCACUUUCCAAACUACAUGCACCACUCCCUCAUCAUGGACUACUUCCGCAUGUACGCUGACCACUUCCAGCUCAAACAGCACAUCCGCUUCCAGACAAAAGUCCUUCGUGUUACACCAAGGCCAGACUUCUCUCAUUCUGGACAGUGGGAUGUAGAGACAGAGUCCAAAGAUGGUCGGAGAGAGAAGCAGGUGUUUGAUGCUGUGAUGGUUUGCACUGGACACCACUGUCACCCUCAUCUCCCUCUACAGGACUUUCCAGGAAUAGACAUGUUUAAGGGGAAAUUCUUCCACAGCCGUGACUACAAAAACCCAGAAGAAUGGCGAGGGAAGGGGGUAGUUGUGAUUGGUAUUGGAAACUCUGGAGGAGAUAUUGCUGUGGAGCUGAGCAGAAUGGCCAAACAGGUUUAUCUGAGCACCCGAAGGGGAUCUUGGAUGUUGAAUCGUGUAGGAGACAAAGGUGUUCCUUCUGAUAUGAUAUUUAAUAAAAGAGCACUAAAGUGGUUUCUUGGAUGGUUGCCUGUUGGAUUUUCUAAUAGUUGGAGAGAAAAACAACUCAAUAAACGGUUUGACCACAAGCUCUAUGGGCUGCAGCCUGCCCACAGAGUUUUCAGCCAACAUCCCACGAUCAGUGAUGACUUACCAAACCGCAUCCUCUCCGGUACCGUCUCAGUCAAGCCAAACGUUCAAGAGUUUCGUGGAUCAAGUGUGGUGUUUGAGGAUGGCACUGUUGAGGAUGACAUUGAUCUGGUGGUGUUUGCCACAGGCUAUACUUUCUCAUUCCCCUUCCUGUCUUCACAUGUAAUUCCUGUCUCAAAGAACAAAGUAUCCCUGUACAAAUACAUAUAUCCCCCAGGACUGGAGCGGCCAACUUUAGCCGUGAUUGGUCUGAUCCAGCCUCUGGGAGCCAUUAUGCCCGUCUCUGAGAUGCAGGCGCGCUGGGCCACGCGUGUUUUUAAAGGACUGUGCAAACUGCCUCCAAUAAGUGCAAUGACGAAGGACAUUAAAGCAAAAGAGCAAGCAAUGGCUCAAAGGUAUGUGGCCGCCCAGAGACACACCGUCCAGGUGGACUACAUCCCCUACAUGGAUGAGUUGGCUAAACAAGUGGGUGUCCGUCCUUCUAUCCUGAAGUUGCUCGUGACAGACCCUAGACUGGCUCUGAACGUCAUGUUUGGGCCCUGCACCCCGUACCAGUUUCGGCUGCACGGGCCGGGCCAAUGGGAAGGUGCGCGUCAGGCCAUCCUGACUCAGUGGGAUCGAGUCAACGAGCCCCUGAGAACACGCUGUACACCAGAGCCGCAGUCACAGCGCUCCUCUCAUUCACUCAUAUUCUCAGUGUCUGUUGCUGCGCUGCUGUCUGCUCUGUAUUACAGCAGAGCCAGCCUGCACACACUCAUAGCAGACCCUUCAUCACUCCUGGACAAGAUCAGGGCGUUAGUACCAUUGCCACUGACCACACAGUGAUCAUGCUAUAUGAAUCAAAAACAUUUGUAUGAAAUAUAGCAUCUUAAGAAAUGUCUUUCCAUAAGGGUAAACCACAAUCAACAUCAUGAAAAUGUCUGAAUUUACACAAUGCAUAUGCUUGAUAUUGAUAUUUAUCAGCAAGUGCCUUAACAUUAAUAGCACAGUUUGUGUAUAAUGAGCAUUUCAUUUAUGUGCCUGUGCAUUUAUGUGUCUGUAAUGUGUAUGUAAUUAUUUUAAUAUAAUUGUGUGGUUUUAAUUCACUAGCAACAAACUGAUGGUUGUUGUGUUAAAAUUCAACCACUUUCAGCUUCUGCAGUUGUUAGUUUUCUCUAAAUAUAUUGUUACUAAUAAAUGUAAUGGUGAUUA